AUGUUGUUUAAGGAGGGUCUGAAAUUGUUUGAGGUCUCAGAUGUCGUCGUGCUUGAUGACAACACGAAUGUGUGUGCCAAGAACUUGAUGGGUUAUCCGUCCGAGUUGAAGAUGCCCGCUGGCACGAAGGAGUAUUACACCGUCACGCCUGCGGAGGAGCGUACGUACUUUCCCGGUCGGUGCGCAUACGUGAUAUUGCAGAAAGAAGACGCAAGGCCUUUGUGUUUGGGCACAUUUGGCGUGCUUGUAUACUAG
Peronospora belbahrii is the source of this 255-nucleotide messenger RNA. NCBI's taxonomy places the organism in Eukaryota, Oomycota, Peronosporomycetes, Peronosporales, Peronosporaceae. The record is from the annotation of a GenBank genome assembly.